Molecule: messenger RNA, 726 nt
Organism: Lycium barbarum (goji berry)
Lineage: Eukaryota; Viridiplantae; Streptophyta; Magnoliopsida; Solanales; Solanaceae
Exons: 3
Coding region: 1-726 (241 amino acids)
Biological process (GO): DNA transposition
Molecular function (GO): DNA binding; transposase activity
Source: RefSeq, a predicted model, not a curated record
AUGAGUUUUAAGGAUCUUGAUGAAGCUAAAAGAGUUGUGAGCUAUUACGCAGUUUCUAAUAAGAAAGGACUUAAAGUUGAUCAUAGUGACAGUCAUAGAGUUAGAUAUAAGUGUGAUAGUGGUUGUCCUUUUGUGUGUUUGAUUUCUGAAGAUAACAAAAAUCAGGGAUUUAAGAUUAAGACCUUGCAUUUAGAACAUAAUUGUCAGCCAACAUUUAAGAAUAGAAGAGCUACUCAACAAGCUUUAGCACAUUACUUCAAGAACAAAGUGCAGAAUAAUCCUAAGUACAAGGUGAAAGAUAUGAGGCAGGAUUUGGAUGUUCAAUUUUCACUUAAUAUUAGUGCUUCAAAGAUGAAAAGGGUUAAGAGGCUUAUUUUAGAGAAAUUGGAGGGUAGCUACCUUGAUGAUUUCAAUAGGUUGGAGGCUUAUGCUCAAGAAUUGAGGGAUAGCAAUCCUGGUACUAAUGUGGUGAUAAAUAUAUCUAAAGAGGCUCUUGAACAAGAUUCACAAAAGCACUUUUAUCCUCUAGCUUGGGCAGUAGUGGAUAGAGAAACAUCCAGAACUUGGAAAUGGUUCAUUCAGUUGUUGAGAAAUUCUUUAGAGCUGGCAGAUGGUGAAGGAUUGACACUAAUGUCUGAUAUGCAAAAGGGAUUGAUUGAUGCUGUUACUCAUGUGCUUCCCAAAGCACACCACAGAUGGUGUGUAAGGCACAUUGAAGCCAAUUAG